Solanum pennellii is the source of this 779-nucleotide messenger RNA. RefSeq names its product SUMO-conjugating enzyme SCE1-like. The record is from RefSeq and is a predicted model, not a curated record. NCBI's taxonomy places the organism in Eukaryota, Viridiplantae, Streptophyta, Magnoliopsida, Solanales, Solanaceae. Gene Ontology annotation, molecular function: SUMO conjugating enzyme activity. Gene Ontology annotation, cellular component: nucleus. Gene Ontology annotation, biological process: protein sumoylation. Bases 92 to 577 code for a protein of 161 amino acids. The transcript is spliced from 5 exons.
GACCCUUUGUUUUCCCACAAAAAUAAAUAAAUAAAAAAAAAAAACCUUUUUGCUUCAGUUUAUUACUCCAUCGAUUUUGACAGAAAAAAACAUGGCUGGUGGGAUCGCGCGUGGUCGUCUCACUGAGGAGAGGAAAGCAUGGCGUAAGAAUCACCCACAUGGUUUUGUGGCAAGGCCGGAGACUGGUCCUGAUGGGUCUGCCAAUUUGAUGUUGUGGCGUUGUAUUAUCCCGGGUAAACCUGGGACCGACUGGGAGGGAGGUCACUAUCCACUGACUAUGCACUUCAGUGAAGACUAUCCUAGUCAACCCCCGAAGUGCAAGUUUCCUCGAGGUUUCUUUCACAUAAAUGUUUAUCCUUCAGGAGAUGUAUGUUUGUCUAUCCUCAACACGGGCUUGGGGUGGAGUCCGGCCAUUACAGUUAAACAAAUUUUGGUGGGCAUCCAAGAAUUACUCGACGAGCCAAAUCCAAGUUCUUCAGCACAAUUUGAGUGCUAUAAGCUCUAUGUGCAGAAGGAUAAAACUGAGUACAGGAAACGAGUGAGGGCGCAGGCUAACCAAUAUCCAGCUCUACUGUAAUAUUAAUUUAGCUGCUUUAGAACUAGUACUUAUGUAACUAAUUAAAUUAAACUUUCUCUGGUUUCUUAGCAAUGUCAGUAGGAUGUUAAAGGGCUAUAGGGCAUCUUUGUAUCCUGGUUCCUUUUUUUUAAAGGAUUGUUAAAUAACUUAUUUAACUACCUUAUUCCCAGUAUACGUAACUUGUUAUAUUUGGAGUGAGCAU